Messenger RNA from Anoplophora glabripennis (Asian longhorned beetle), 1694 nucleotides. RefSeq names its product head-specific guanylate cyclase-like. The transcript has 10 exons. Gene Ontology annotation, biological process: response to oxygen levels; cGMP biosynthetic process. Gene Ontology annotation, cellular component: guanylate cyclase complex, soluble. The annotation marks the transcript as partial. The record is from RefSeq and is a predicted model, not a curated record. Gene Ontology annotation, molecular function: guanylate cyclase activity; heme binding. NCBI's taxonomy places the organism in Eukaryota, Metazoa, Arthropoda, Insecta, Coleoptera, Cerambycidae.
UGAGUACACAAAUGCCGAGUACAUUAUCUAAUACCACUUAAUUUUUAAUAUAGUUAUUGAUACUAUAGGUAUUAUUUAUUUUAAACAAUUAGGAACAAUAUUGAAUUUCCAGUUGAGAACUAAGAAAUGCGUUCAUAAUGGAAUGUCCGUUGAGAAGAGUGUCAGUGGGCCUAGAAAGUGAAAUGACGAUUUCUAAAAAAAUAUUUGGUUCAAGACAAAAUUCUUUUCAAGUGUUGAACGAUGAACCAGAAGAGGGAAAUGAAACUCUUAAUUUGAAACAUUUGAAUCAAGCUAUUCUUAUAUUAACUGCGCCUCCGAAUGAAGCUUUGGAGGUAGCAGUGAAUAGUAUAAUGUUAAAGGAGGAAAAACGUAAUUCACAGAAGUUCUGGUUCUUGAACCAACUUCCUAGAAAUAUUAGCAACAUCUCUCAUUAUGCUUAUUUGGAUGACUUAUUUGACAUACUUAAAACAGAAAGUGAUGUCAAUGAAAUUGAAUUCUUAGACAGAUUAGGCCAAGAAUUAAUUGUAACAACAUGUACAGGAAGAUUAGAAGCAGCAUUUAUGUGCCUAGGAAGUAAUUUAAAAGAAUUUCUGACAACACUUGAUGGUGUACACGACGUAUUAAAAAGUAAAGACAUCAAUCAAGAAGAAGAUCAACAAAUUGAAACAUUUGUGUGCACUUAUACCAGUGAAAAAUAUAUACAACUAGAUUUCACAACGGACAAAAUUUCGAUGUCUUUUUUAAUGGUUGGAAUUCUAAAAGCUGUUGCCAAAAUUUUAUAUUCAACAGACGUGGAUGUGGCAGUAACUCAAAGUAGAAAAGACGGAAGGAGUUUUAGGUACAUCAUACAAAAAAUUAUUAAUGAAGAUUGUAGGAGUUACUGCCCGGAAAUUAUAUCAACCCCUAUGACCAGUAAACUUGAAAUGAGUGUUCCAACAUUUUGCAAAGCUUUUCCUUGGCAUUUUGUUCUAGAUCGACAUUUGGAAUUUGUGCAGUUGGGUUACGGAUUUAUGCGGCUCUUUGGACGCAUACUUCCCAUACAUGGUACUUCUGUGGCUACAUACUUCGAAUUUUCCCGACCUAGAAGUAUUACUUUAACCUUCAACGACAUAAUUAAAACCUCUAAUACGCCAUUUUUAUUAACUUUACGAAACCCUUUUGGACAUGAUUUAUUUGCAGAGGCAAGUCCACACACAAGUUUUAAAGACUGCUUACAAAUAAAAGGUCAAAUGAUAUAUUGUAAAGAGACUGACUCAAUAUUAUUUAUUGGGUCUCCUUUUAUCGAUGGUUUAAAUGGUCUCACUGGUAGUGGACUCUUCAUAUCUGAUAUUCCACUUCAUGAUGCGACCAGAGAUGUUAUCUUAGUCGGAGAACAAGCACGAGCACAGGACGGUUUAAGAAGAAGAAUGGAUAAGCUGAAGAAUUCAAUUGAAGAAGGAAAUAAAGCAGUUGACAAGGAAAGAGAAAAAAAUGUUAGCUUGCUACAUUUAAUCUUUCCUCCGGAUAUAGCAAAAAAGCUUUGGUUAGGAGAAUCUAUAGAAGCCAAAACACACGAAGACGUAACGAUGUUAUUCAGUGAUAUAGUUGGUUUUACAUCGAUUUGCUCUACAGCUACACCUAUGAUGGUGAUAAAUAUGUUACAAAAUCUCUAUAAUCAAUUCGAUAUAUUCUGUGGUCACAUUGAUGUGUAUAAG